Messenger RNA from Python bivittatus (Burmese python), 3248 nucleotides. RefSeq names its product deltex E3 ubiquitin ligase 4 (gene DTX4). The record is from RefSeq and is a predicted model, not a curated record. Lineage: Eukaryota; Metazoa; Chordata; Lepidosauria; Squamata; Pythonidae. Gene Ontology annotation, biological process: protein ubiquitination; Notch signaling pathway. Gene Ontology annotation, molecular function: zinc ion binding.
CAAAUGCAGGGAAGUUGUAACGGCGGGCGAGGCUACAAGGGGCAGGAGACAGGAGCUUGGGCUGCGUGCAAUGGGUUGUUUCUUAGCUGAGGGCAGGGGGCAACGCGCCGGGCGGAGAUUUGCAUUUCUCCUGCUGUGUCGAGAAAAACCCACUCACCCAGAUUCCUCAUAGAAAGAAGAAGGCAUAAAAGCAACAGGGAGGUGGAGCUGGAGCGAUUGCUGCAUCUGCUGCACAGGGAAGCGGGGGGGACCCAAAAACUAGAGCAUGAAAUUCCUAGAAGGGUUUGUCCAAAAGAACCCCUCGUGCAACUGCAGAGAAAAGGGGAAAAAGAGUAGGAGUAUAUGCAACUGGUGCAACUGAGUCACCCUUCUGCCGUAGCAAUAGGCAAAUUCCCCUCCGAGACACUUUACGGAGCAAAUGACGGAACCUGCUUUUCCAGCUUGCUGACUGGACGGGUUUUCUUGUUAAUUUUUAAAUGCAUGCGUUUCACAGGCAACGAGGCAAGACUACUGAAUUUGGUUGGAAAUAUGAAAGCUUUAGAAGGCUUUUAAGUCUCUUUCCAUGAAAUAGUACCCCAAAGACUUGAUUUUUUUACCCGACAAGAUCCAAAAUCCUAGCUGCACAAAAGCGGGCGAGAGAAAGAAACAAUUCAAAAAAAGAAAAUCUGGAACGGGUCCAAGGAGCGAGCAGCCAGCCAGCCCGUAGGCGUGACGUUGCAGAGUUUAAAGGGGGUAGAUGAGACCCGUCGGACGCUGAUCGGACGAAGAGGGGUGCCGGAGGUGCCUGGACUCGGUGGCUCUCUUGGAAGAGACCGCUGAAGAGCAAGGGCAAAGAAAUGCUGCUGGCUUCCGCCGUUGUGGUCUGGGAAUGGCUGAACGAGCACGGUCGCUGGAGACCCUACAGUGCGGCCGUGAGCCACCACAUCGAGGCGGUGAUCAGGGCCGGGCCGAGAGCUGGGGGGAGCGUCGUUCUGGGCCAGGUGGACAACAGGCUCUCGCCGUAUAUCAUUGAUCUCCAGUCCAUGCACCAGUUCCGCCAGGACACGGGCACCAUUCGCCCAGUGCGGCGCAGCUAUUAUGACCCCUCUUCAGCACCAGGCAAGGGUGUAGUAUGGGAAUGGGAGAAUGACAACGGCACCUGGACCCCCUAUGACAUGGAGGUGGGCAUUACCAUCCAACAUGCCUAUGAGAAGCAGCACCCCUGGAUCGAUCUCACUUCCAUUGGCUUCUGCUACAUCAUUGACUUCAGCACGAUGGGGCAGAUCAAUCGCCAGACCCAACGCAAGCGCCGUGUCCGCCGCCGCCUUGACAUGGUCUACCCGCUUGUCACAGGCACCUUGCCCAAAUCUCAGUCAUGGCCAGCGAGCCCUGGUGCGGCCAAUGUGUCUCCAGCUCCGGCCUGCACUUGUCCACAGUGUCUUCUUGUCAUGAGUAUCAAGGCAACAGUGGCAGCUGGGAGCAAUGGAGGAACUGGAGCUACAGCUAGCCAGCAGCCUCAACCACCACCACCACCACGUAAAGCUGUCUCCCUUUCUGGUAGCACCAAAAUCCCCAUGCCAGCAUCAGUUCACAAGCCGCAAGAUGGAACAGCCACUAUGCGCAGCUCUUUGAAGACCCUUGCAUCCCAAGUGAGCCGAAGGCAGGCAGUUAGCACACCUGCCCUCACCGCAAGCAACUCCCCUGCCAGUCCUCCUAAUGCCAAUGGCAAAGUGACACGGGCCAGCCUUAAUACACUGAACCGAACCAAUCUGCAGCGCCUGGCCAUUGCACAGUCUCGUGUGCUAAUUGCCUCAGGAGUCCCAACAGUUCCUGUAAAAAACCUCAACGGCUCAAGCCCAGUCAACCCUGCACUAGCAGGAAUCACAGGAAUACUUAUGAGUGCUGCAGGGCUACCUGUCUGUCUGACUCGACCUCCAAAGCUGGUUCUGCACCCCCCUCCAGUCAGCAAGAGUGACAUUAAAUCCAUCCCUGGGAUCUCCAAUACUUGCCGUAAGACUACCAAAAAGCAGACCAAGAAAGGUAAAACUACAGAGGAAGUCUUGAAAAAAUACCUACAGAAGGUACGCCAUCCUCCAGAUGAGGACUGUACGAUCUGCAUGGAACGCCUCUCUGCCCCCUCAGGCUACAAAGGGCCUCAGCCAGUCGUCAGGCCAGAAUUGGUGGGCAAACUGUCCAAGUGUGGCCACAUGUAUCACCUCCACUGCCUUGUGGCCAUGUAUAACAAUGGAAAUAAGGAUGGGAGCUUACAGUGUCCAACCUGCAAAACCAUCUAUGGGGUGAAGACUGGCACCCAGCCUCCUGGAAAAAUGGAAUACCACCUCAUCCCCCAUUCACUGCCAGGACACCUUGACUGUAAAACCAUCCGAAUUAUCUACAACAUUCCACCAGGGGUGCAGGGAACGGAGCAUCCAAAUCCUGGGAAGAGUUUCACAGCCCGGGGUUUCCCUCGACACUGCUACCUCCCAGACAGUGAAAGAGGCAGAAGGGUGCUGAAACUGCUGUUGGUGGCCUGGGAUCGAAGGCUGAUCUUUGCCAUUGGCACUUCAAGCACCACUGGGGAAUCUGAUACAGUGAUCUGGAAUGAGAUUCACCACAAGACGGAAUUUGGGUCUAAUCUCACGGGCCACGGCUACCCUGAUCCCAACUACCUAGAUAAUGUACUUGCUGAGCUGGCGGCUCAGGGCAUUACAGAGGAGAGUAUGAUGCAGGAGAAGGACUGAAAGUGUGGGAGGAAAGGGGAAGGACUUUGUCCUAGGGGCGGAGCAACAAGUAUAGCAGCGUUUGCAUGGAUCACGCUCCUCCCUCUUCUAUUGUGCCUGCUCUGUCCUCUCAUCCUCCUCCCACAGGCCUCUUAAAAGGCUCAGCUGCGGCUAUGCAGCAGUGGGCUUGCUUAAAUGAGGAACUCCCAGCCUGUUCUCAUAUGCAGCCCACAGCACCUGACUAAUAAAAAGCAGACAAACCUGGGAAGGUUUUUCUUGUUCCUCUUGAGCAUGAGGAGGAGUGUCCUGAUGAGGCCUGAGGUUAUAUUAACCUUAGUACCCACAGCUGCUUUAGGUUUGUAUCUCAAAAACCGGGUUUUGUCCCUCUCUGAGAUGCAGUAGCAUCUUGUGCCCAUGAACACCAAGGGAUGGCAUUAGGGGGCAAGCAGCUUGGAAUGGCAGAAGCAUUUGCAAGUCAAGAAGACGGCUUUGUUUCAGAAGUACAGAGGAUUGAAACCAGCCCUCGACCCUUCUUGGUUUUUUUUCUUU